AUGGCACGGUUCACAGUGCAAGGACGCCUAAAGCCUUUUUUCAGUGGUGAUGGGAUAUCAAUGUCGUUCGAACCCAAAGACCCAUGUCACCGCCAUGACUACAAGGUCCGUGGUGGUGAUGGGUGGAUGAGAUUCCUUGAUGCAACCCUUUAUCCACUACAAUUUCACAAGGGCAAGCGCAGACUCUGUAAUUCUUCUAGUACCCUACUAUAUGCUUCGUCGUCAUCGUCUCUAAGCAAAUCCAAACACCCCAAUGCGGGCUUGAGCUCAAGUGUCAGUACAGACGGUAUUUUUGAUGACUUAUUGGAGGACCCAGAGUUUGUGAAGGACGAGUUGUCUUGUUUCAGGGGCUUGGUCUUGGACAUCUCUUACAGGCCUGUCAAUGUUGUCUGCUGGAAGCGAGCUAUUUGUUUGGAAUUCAUGGAGAAGGCUGAUGUUCUAGAAUAUUAUGACCAAACUGUAAACUCUCCUAGUGGAUCUUUUUAUAUACCUGCCGUCUUAAGGGUUCCACAUUUACUGCAGGUUGUCAGGAGAAGAAGAAUCAAAAGCAAUCUUAGUCGCAAAAAUAUACUUCGACGAGACAGUUUCAUGUGUCAGUAUUGUUCAUCGGGUGAGAACUUGACCAUUGACCAUGUCUUGCCAAUUGCACGUGGUGGAGAAUGGACAUGGGAAAAUUUGGUUACUGCUUGUGCCAAAUGCAACUCCAGAAAAGGCCAAAAAACCAUAGAUGAAGCAAACAUGAUGCUAAUUAAGGUCCCCAAGGCUCCAAAGGAUUAUGACCUAGUUGCGAUACCCCUGACGACAUCAGCUAUAAAGAUGUUAAGAACGAGGAAGGGGAUGCCUCAAGAGUGGCGGCAAUACCUAUCAAAGCCAUAUUUAGAGCCGUAA
This is a messenger RNA of Ilex paraguariensis (yerba mate), 888 nucleotides long. The record is from the annotation of a GenBank genome assembly. NCBI's taxonomy places the organism in Eukaryota, Viridiplantae, Streptophyta, Magnoliopsida, Aquifoliales, Aquifoliaceae.